AAAUACCUAUCCAAAAUGCUUGUUUCCUCACACAAGCCAAGUGAUUGCCGGCAUCUUGAAGAAAUUGUAAGUGACGGCCGUAGAGAAGUAGAGAAGUCACCACCGAUACUAGCAGUACAAUCAGCACAAUCAAAUACUACUACAAUAUACAUCUACUGCAACAACACUUUGCCUUAUCCGGGUAAUAUAGUUGUUGUUGCUUUUCUUAAAAAAUUCAUUAUGUAUAAAAUAACAAAAGUGUAUUUGUACACGAUGGGUUUGAAUACUCGAAUACUCCAGCUACGACUGCGCAAAGAGUCGACGAUCUUGAUAUGUUAUCGAGAAAUUAGUCAGUUCUGAAGUUGCUACGAAACUGGCAAGACAACAUACGCAACUAAUUGGUUUCGUUUCGGAAAUUGGAAAUCGUGCAAUUCGGCCGUUAAGCAUAGAAUGACUGUGUUGUAUGAUAAUGGUGUGAAAUUUAAAAUUUUCGUAUUUGAAUAUGAACAAAAAGAAAAAUAAAUUUCAAUAAAGUUUUAAAAAACAAAUUGAAAAAAAUAUAGUAUUUUAUUAGUGAACUAGUAACGCUUACUCCAAGUGAAGAGCAUCCAUCAUAAGCGUCAAUUAUAAUUAAGAUUAGUGAAACAAAAUAUCAAAAUUUACUAAGAAAAUCUCAUAGACGCCAAGGAAGCGCUUAUUUAUAAAAAUAAAAAAGGAUUUGAAGAAAACAAUGACUGUAACUGCAUUUGCUGCCGCAAUGCACAGACCCUUCUUUAAUGGAUACGCCACCAUGCAAGACUCGGGCCAGGGUCGCGUCAAUCAAUUAGGUGGUGUGUUCAUAAACGGUCGUCCAUUGCCGAACAGCAUUCGUUUGAAGAUCGUUGAAAUGGCUGCCGAAGGUAUCCGACCGUGUGUUAUAUCACGACAGUUGCGUGUUUCACACGGUUGUGUGUCGAAGAUCCUCAAUCGUUAUCAGGAAACUGGUUCGAUACGGCCGGGUGUUAUUGGCGGGUCUAAGCCACGUAUAGCUACACCAGAAAUUGAGAAUCGUAUUGAGGAGUACAAACGUCAGAAUCCCAGCAUAUUUUCGUGGGAAAUAAGAGAUAAACUGAUACGCGAUGGCAUAUGUGAUCGCACAACUGCACCAUCCGUUUCGGCUAUUUCACGUUUAGUACGUGGCCGCGAUGCACAAAACGAUGAUGAUGUGCAGAAAACACACUCCGGCUCAGAACAUUCCCACAAGCAUUCUGAUGACGAUGCGUCUGAUUGUGAAAGCGAACCGGGCAUAGCGUUGAAACGUAAACAGCGUCGCAGUCGCACUACCUUCACAGCCAUGCAGUUGGAGGAGUUGGAACGCGCUUUCGAACGCACACAAUAUCCAGAUAUUUAUACACGCGAAGAGUUGGCGCAACGCACAAAUCUCUCGGAAGCACGCAUACAGGUAUGGUUUAGCAACAGACGCGCACGUCUGCGUAAGCAGAAUACUUCCGGCUCACCGACGAGCAGCGGCAGCGUUAAUGGCCUGUCUGGCGGAGUAGGCAGCGGCGGCGGUUAUCAACUGCCACCAGUUGCAGCAGCUGCCGCGGCGGCGAAUAAUUAUGCAGCAGCAGCCGCAGUUGCGGGCAUGCUGCCGUCCGUCUCCUCGGAGGCAACGGCAAUGGCAGCAGCAUAUCAACAACAAGUGUACGACUUCUAUGCAGGACAUCCUACUGCGCCGGACGGUGCUAUGCCCUGUGGUACUUCAACGCCACAUCAAUUCUAUAAUAACGCUGCGAACUACAACUUAUCCACACAUAACCUAACCAUAAGUAAUGGUGCGCACGUGUCAGCAAUUGGUGGCGUCCAACACAGUGGUGAUAUGAGUGCAACACUACAAUCGCAAUAUCAAUCUAUUUCGCCAUUAAUGCGCGCGAAUAGUAACACUAACACUAACAACAGCAGCAGCAGCAGCAGCAACAACAGUAACAAUAACACAAAUAUAAGUCUCUGCCAAGGAGUUAAUAAUCUAAAUCUGAACUAUACAACUGCAGCGGCAACGGAAGCGAACCAACUCAUGUCGCGCGAUGCAAGUCCCAAUGAGUCGGUUUCGCCCUCCUUUGGCAGUAAUGCCAACAAUAGUGGCAUACAAUUGCCACCAACACCGAAUAGUCUGAACACCGCCAUCAGCGGCAACCCAUCUGAUGAAUUAGAAAGUGGGAUUAAAAGCGAAUCACAACAAUUGCAACAACUUUAUGGUAGUUGGAAUGCAUCACAUUCGCAAUCACAACAACAGCAACAACAACAACAACACCAACUGUCUACAAAUGCCACAACGCGUCCCAACGCACCGAUCUCGCCAGAGGACUCCUUAAACUCCAGCUCGUCUCAAGUAGCCGAUGCGACGGCGCAUAUGAUGUUCCAUCAUCAACGUGAUUUUACGCACAAUCACUCUCAGUAUGUACCACCGACGCCACCAUCCUUCCAUACACAUACACAUGCACAUGCGCAUCAUCACGCUGCUGCAGCCGCGCAAUACGCCGCCUCAUCACAUUUGGGCUUCCAUCACAGCACGUCUGCGGCCAACAUGAGCUCUAGCACGAACGCUGGCACGUCACACUUUAUGCAGCAGAGCUACGGAAGUGCGGGAUUUAGUUCGCCAUCGAAAAUGAAUUAUCCCACAGUGCCGCAGCCCUUCUAUCCUUCUUGGUACUAGGAUGUAUGGGAGGAUAUUAUUCCAUCACGAAACAACUGUAGAUAUUAUUGAUAUUAUGAUUCGUUAGUUUUCACCAGCGCAUGCAUGUAUAUUAUACUUUAUUUAUGUUUUCUGGCUAUUGUCCUAUAAGUGCUUAGUUUAUCAAAUGAGGCUUUUUGUUUUAGUGUUAAUAAUAUAAAUAUGUAUGUAUUCGAAUUAAAAAAAAAAAUUAUAUAUAAUAUGUAAGUCACGUCAA
Ceratitis capitata (Mediterranean fruit fly) is the source of this 2906-nucleotide messenger RNA. It is a transcript of the gene prd, whose product is annotated as segmentation protein paired. Gene Ontology annotation, molecular function: RNA polymerase II cis-regulatory region sequence-specific DNA binding; DNA-binding transcription factor activity, RNA polymerase II-specific. The transcript has 3 exons. NCBI's taxonomy places the organism in Eukaryota, Metazoa, Arthropoda, Insecta, Diptera, Tephritidae. Gene Ontology annotation, biological process: anatomical structure development; regulation of transcription by RNA polymerase II. Bases 710 to 2671 code for a protein of 653 amino acids. The record is from RefSeq and is a predicted model, not a curated record.